UGGCAUGUAUGAAAAAUGAAGUGUUUAUUUUAGAACUCAAUUGAUGCUAGAGAUGAGAGUGGUUAAAGGGUGCUUCCAUUUCAUUGUCUCGUAGGGCUGAUUGAACGAGUUCGUUUGGGCUCAGUCACACUGCAUUCCACACAUUUUUCUGUAGCCUGAACAAAACUUCAAAACAAAAGGAGCUAGAAGACACAGCUGCUAAGCUGGUGUUACAGGACAGACAAGUCUUUUAGCUCUUAUUAAACCAAUGGAGAGCACAUGUACAGUCAUACAGUGUGCCAAUCAAAGCUUCAACGCCAAUGCCUCAGCUGGCAACGCUGGAUGUGAGGGACCCGAAUGGUUACAGGAAGGGGGAAAGAGAAGGACGAAAAGGAGGGGAUGAUGGUGAGGCAAAGAAUGGUGGGGUUAAUGAGCAGAAGUGGUCCUGGAAGAAUUUGCAGUGGGUGCAUCGUACCAGAUGGAUUCAAUAUCUGGCUCUUGUAGCUUCCUUGUGGUCAGUGAUACAGAAAGAGAUACAGAUUCUCCAGAUCGGAGGCUGGCUGAUGCUGGUUUGGAUGCUGUGGAAGGGCCUUAUGCUCUGUGUUUCUCUAUUAAAGUUCCUUUACCAAUGUGGUAUGCAAUAUAAGCAGAAGAAGAAAUUCUCAGAGAACAGUGAGACUGUCAGGAAAAGCACUGUCCAACCUAAUCAGGCGUGUUACAUCAAUCAGCAAGAUGCAGGUCAUAUGCUAUUAUUGGUGAGGGCUUUACUGGAUGGCUUGGUGGUCUCUCUUCUCCAGGAACAAGUGUCAGAUCCAAGGGUUUCCCAGAUACAAGGCCUUCUCUCCAAACUGGAGGCAGUGUCUCGAGUAUUAACAGGGGCAGUAAACAAUAGUGUCCCUACUGAAGAGCAACUGCGGCAGACCGAUAAUGAGGAGGACAAAGUGAUUAAGAAUAAAGUAGAAGACAGAGUGAAAUAUAUUUGCACAUACCUGCAGGAGAGAAUGAGCGCUCUGCAUUUUCUCCUUCAGACCCAGGAUCAGUAUGGGUUAUGCAUAGCUAAUGUUCAGCAGGAGUUGCAGGAGUACUGGGAGCUACUAGAGGAUUUGCACACUAAAGUAACUCUGCAGCCAGAAAAGUGCCAGGGUCCAGAGGAUCCUCACACUGUCCUCACUGACACUGAGGGUUUAUACACAAAGCUGGGCCUGUUUCAGAGUAGGAUUCAUGAAUGUCAGAUGCUCCUGAGCACAAGCACACAUCUACUCGAGGAGUUGGAAAAUAGGUUACAGGCUCUGGCUCAGACUAUGGGCCUAACGCAGAAGUCUGCUUGGACGAAAGAUCUUUUGCAGUGUAACACUCAACAGUUUAAAAAAGUCUUCAAGGAUUUCACAUCCCUGGCGCAACAGACUCAAACCUUUGAGAUGCAUCUGCAAGACCUAAGUGUGUCACAAGAGAAAAACAGCAUUAAAUCAUCUGAUGUGGAACACAUGCAGAGCUACUUAUCACAUCCCUCAUCACUUCCUGUGUACAGUAUCGCUCUGCCGAAUGAAGAUACCUCCUUGGAGCAUGAUCCAAGACCCCUACACACACCCAGCUCAAAAUUCUCAAUGAUAAACUUGCUUUGCGGGGUGAGACGACGGAGGUGAACUUUGACCUGAAAUGAGUGAAUAAUAUUGAAUAAUAUUGUGUAAUGGAUAUCAAAAUGUUCUAAAUGACUUUGAAUGUAAAAAUGCUUUAUUUAUGAGUUGUGAAAGUACAUACUUGCUGCUCAAUAAUUAAUUAAAGUACAAGAGUUCCAGAUAUUCUCCAUUAUUUUAUCUUUAGGUUAAUGUAUCAAAUGUUCGAG
Messenger RNA from Silurus meridionalis, 1822 nucleotides. RefSeq lists its product as uncharacterized. The coding region runs from base 300 to 1622 and encodes 440 amino acids. The transcript is spliced from 9 exons. NCBI's taxonomy places the organism in Eukaryota, Metazoa, Chordata, Actinopteri, Siluriformes, Siluridae. The record is from RefSeq and is a predicted model, not a curated record.